CUCAAAAGUUUGGAUCUCCGGAAGUGAGUCCCAAUAGUUAGCAACAGUCUGUGGUGAGAUGUGACCAAUCGUCACAUUAUUUGGAGGACUAUUCAUUUUUUAAUAUUCCGGAAUUUAUGCAUGAUUUUCUCAAGUUGUUAUAACUCCAGUUUAGAAACCUCUGCCUGCAAGGCUGCACAUGGCUGUGAUGAGGCUGCACACCCUGUCACUGCGAGCGCUGCUGCUCUUGGGGUUCUGGCAAACUGGGAGGAGAAGUUUAGCCUCAGUUCCUGAGCUAAAAGAGCAGCCCAAGAAGAUAGCUGUAGUUGGAGCGGGCAUUGGAGGAACAGCAGCAGCCUUUUAUCUGAAGCAGGAGUUUGGACCAGCAGUCAAGAUCGAUGUGUUUGAGUCUGGCACUGUGGGCGGACGACUAGCGACGGUGAAAAUGGGAGACUAUGAGUAUGAAACAGGAGGCUCUGUGAUCCAUCCUCUGAACCUUCACAUGAAAGAGUUUAUUGAAAAACUAGGUAUUCCUCCAAGAAAAGACGUCCCCUCUAAGAUGGCGAUCUUUGACGGAAAGGAGCUUGUGUUUGAAGAGAGCGAUUGGUUUCUAAUUAACUUUUUCCGCCUGCUGUGGCGGUACGGCUUCAGUUUCCUCCGCAUGCAGAUGUGGGUGGAGAGUAUUCUGGACAAAUUCAUGAGAAUCUACCAGUAUCAGCAGUACGGUUACUCAUUCUCCACGGUGGAGAGGCUGGUGCAUGCAAUGGGAGGCGAUGGCUUUCUCACUCUUCUAAAUCAGACUCUGGAGGAAAGCAUGAGAGGAGAAGGAUUUUCACAGGUCUUUAUUAAUGAUAUUGUUUCCCCCAUCACUCGUGUCAACUACGGCCAAAGUGUCCGCAUCAAUGCGUUUGUGGGGGCAGUGUCGCUGGCAGGGGCAGACUCCGGGCUGUGGGCCGUGGAUGGUGGUAAUAAGAGAGUGUGCUCAGGACUGCUGUACCACACUAAAAGCGAGCUCAUCUCAGCCAAAGUAACUUCAAUUUCAUACACAGUUCGACCGUCCAAGAAAGGAGGUUCCACCAGUUUCUAUGAGGUUAACUAUGUGGGUGAGUCUGGUGCAGCACACUCACUCUAUGACAUUGUUGUCAUAGCAACCCCACUGCAUCAGGGAAAAUCUGACAUCACAUUCUCUGGCUUGACCCCUCCUAUUCCGUCUCACUAUCCGGGUCGCUACCACCAGACCGUGUCCACGCUGGUGCAGGGCAUGCUGAAUGUGUCCUUUCUGGGAACAACAGAGCCCCCAUCAGAGUUCACAGUGUCUGAAGUCCUCACCAUGGACUCAAAGGGUUCUGUCAUUAACAGCCUGAGUUCUCUCGACCCCGUGCACAUCCCAGAGGGUUACAAGCGUCCGCCUGCAUCGCACACGAAAGUCUGGAAGGUGUUCUCCCCUCAACCUCUGACCCGGGAGCAGCUUGACAGCAUGUUCCUCUCUUACGACUCGGUGUCUGAGACUCAGUGGCUGGCUUACCCCACUUACCGUCCGCCGCACCGUAAGAUUCCCCCUUUUAUCCUGCACGACCGGCUGUACUACAUUAACGCUCUGGAAUGGGCGGCGAGUGCCAUGGAGAUGAGUGCCAUCUCUGCCAGGAAUGUGGCGCUGCUGGCGCACCAUCGUUGGCACGAACAGAACAGGAAGAUUGACCAGGAAGACCUGCACACGCGACUGAGAGGAGAGCUCUAAAACCUAGAAAGCUACAGUUUUUACACUUUAUUACCCUUUGAUGUUGGUGCUUAACAACUGUUGUACCAUUUAGGGCUUUAAUAAGAGUUUUAAUAUUGAAAAAAAAAUUUAUAUAUGAUAUUUUUUCACAGUAGCAGAGGCCCUAGCUGUGCUAUUUAUACAUUGAAUCACACUUGCACUAAAGGGUAAAACCACAUCUCUCUUUUUAUGUGAGUGUGAGAGAAUUUAGAACAACAGAUCACGUUAUUGUUUACCACCUGCCACUUUUUAAUGUAGGAUUUGUUGAUUUUUCUUUUUAUUAUUAUUGUUUUUUGUUGUUGCUGAUCUGCCUUGGCUAAUUGGUUUACAUGUCUUCUAGGCUUUUUUCUCCGUCUCUACCUCUUUAGCUGACUACAUUCGAUGUUAAUUAAAGAAGUUCAUGGAACUAUUAGAAAGCACAUUUUUUAAAGGUUUUUUUUUAUCAUUUCAUUUUUUAACUAUUUUUUUAAACUCAGAGCUUAUGACCGUAGCAGAGCUUGGAGUAGAACCGCUUCUCCUCCACAUCGAGAGAAGCCAGUUGAGGUGACUCGGACAUCUAGUCCGGAUGCCUCCUGGACGCCUCCCUGUGGAGGUGUUCUGGGCAUGUCCUACAGGGCGGAGGCCCCGGGGAAGACCCAGGACACGCUAGAGAGACUACGUCUCUCGGCUGGCCUGGGAGGAGCCGGAGGAAGUGGCCGGGGUGAGGGAAGUCUAGGCAUCUUUGCUGAGACUGCAACCCGGUCCCGGAUAAGUAGAGAUUUUUUUUAAACUUUGUGUUUCUUUUUAGUUGUACUGUAAUAAAAGUACAAAUGGGUAUUGUAAUUCCAUAAUAAAGAUGGAUGUUUACAUUUAGCUUGAACAAGAAUUAUCUCAGAAAAUUGAUUUUUCUUGUGGAAAUGCUUUUUUCGCUCCUUUCUUUCAUGUCACCAAUCUGACCAGAAGCAUCAAAAUGCACUGAGUACAAAACUCCACUAUACUGUAAACAUUUUAUGCCAAUUUUUGAUCCAAUCAUGUCGAAGGUUUUUACUACUUAAAAAUGUUUUCUUUUUAAUCAUUUCUAAAACUGUUUAAGAAUGCAUAUUUUUCCCUAUUAUGGCAAGAAUUUAAAUUGUGUUUUAAGCUUUACAUGUUGAUUACAGAGCAGAAUAAAUUUUGAGCAACACUGGAAGAUCUGAGAGACCACUGUCUUUUGUUUAGAUUUGUACGAUUGAAAUAAAGUUCAUGGGAUUUGUUUAA
Molecule: messenger RNA, 2971 nt
Organism: Oryzias latipes (Japanese medaka)
Lineage: Eukaryota; Metazoa; Chordata; Actinopteri; Beloniformes; Adrianichthyidae
Gene: pcyox1
Product: prenylcysteine oxidase 1
Biological process (GO): prenylated protein catabolic process; prenylcysteine catabolic process
Molecular function (GO): prenylcysteine oxidase activity
Source: RefSeq, a predicted model, not a curated record